Molecule: messenger RNA, 9003 nt
Organism: Ceratina calcarata
Lineage: Eukaryota; Metazoa; Arthropoda; Insecta; Hymenoptera; Apidae
Gene: dlg1
Product: MAGUK family member discs large 1
Exons: 23
Coding region: 2949-5933 (994 amino acids)
Biological process (GO): embryo development; chemical synaptic transmission; cell-cell adhesion
Cellular component (GO): neuron projection; basolateral plasma membrane; postsynaptic density membrane
Molecular function (GO): protein kinase binding
Source: RefSeq, a predicted model, not a curated record
GAGCGGGUGUUCCAUGUGCUUUGCCUCUCCGCUCCGUGACGAGACUCCGUAGCGUGAAGAAUGUAGUCGUCCUCGACCGUGUCGGAUCACGUGUUAAUCAACCGCGGACAGUUCACAGUUUAGUCGAUCACGUGUCGUCUCACAAGUGCUCGUCCGGGCUGUAUGCCGUGAUCAAUGUAUUUUCUGUGCUCCGUUUUUGUCGUCGUGACAAUGGCGAAUCAGUAAAGCUUUACCGACCAGUAUUCGCCUUUCUAUGACUCUGUGACACGUGAUAAUUGACGGAAUUGUGGUUGACACAGUGCGUGGUCCUGUGAAAGGAUUAACAAGUUCUAUACAUGGUUUAUCGAUUGCAUGGAAGACGAAUUUACAUUGUGAAAUGCAUCACGAAGAGAAAAUAUUUGGAUUACGAAAUUGUUCCUGUUAAUAGUCUCUCGGAGAUGAAUUUUUUCCGGAAUUCGCCGUUCCACUAUAAUCCAGUUAUACAUCGUUUCGCCAAACAUUUACGCACCCUUCUACGGGUUUUCGGUAUUUUUUCACCCUACGAAUGAACUCGUUCGCUUCUGAACUUAUCAAGUGUAUAAACCCGUCCCAGUGAACGCUCCAGAUUGAAAAACUUUUUCAUAUGUCACGUCACGUUCAUGCUAAAUCCCCCUGUUAACGAUUUCACGAAGGCCGCUAUGGAAAGUACAGAAACACGGUGAAUCGUAGUUCACACGGUGAAUCAGCAAUUCGGCAUUUUUCAUUGAGACUUUGAUAAGCGGCUUAUACUGAGCUACUUAAAGAAAAUUCUCUGCUGUUCUUAUACACGAUUUAUCACGACAAUUAAUGAGCCACUAUAUGAAUAACGCAUUGUCGCCAAUUUGAAGACGUUCGUUCGCCAGAAACACAUAUUAUUUAUAUCAGCCUUGAGUGCUCGCGAAACGGUUUAAUCACGGAAGAGUAACCACCGUCGUCUCCUUUCGCUGCAUUCAACGGUUUCGCGUUAUUAUUACGCGUGGUCAACAAUGUUGGUCGAUUUGUAACGGUUAAUUGCGGAUUUGCCUAUCACUACAGUGAGACGAUGACCCAUUGAAUAGAUGUUACACGAGCUAAUAUUUACAAAGUACAGAACGUUCGGACACGAUGGACAAUUAAUCUCGCGAAGGGUCGCUCGCAAUAACCUCGUAAUUGGUGUCUAUUUUGGAAGCGAUGCGAAACUUUUUUAAUUCAACCAAUUCCGAAUUGAACUUUUUGCAUCGCGCGCAAUAAAACUCGAAUUAUUCGCUAAUUAUUCCGUGGAAAUAUUAUUUCUGCCAUAGAAUCGGCUAACGAGGAGAAGACUGAAAAAUAAAAAACAAUUUUUCCGGGGUAUGUAACAAACUGACAAUGAGUGAAACGAGUCUCGUUUGUCAGGUUAAUCGAUGCAAAAUACAAAUUAAUAAACCGCUCGGAGAAUCAUCGAAUUUCAAUACUAAACUCGAACAGGCCUAAUUAAAUCGUACACCUGCGGAAUUCUCUACGCUGCUGUGAUCUAUGUAUAAUUGAACUGCAAUUCCGUUGUCGUGACGCGAUGUAACAUUUGGAAUCGAGCAAUAGUAGUUGGGAAAUAGACGGAGAAAAAUGUAAAUAAUCGAUUGCAAUUAACUCGUUGACGGGUGUUCAGCGUUCACACCGCAAAUCAAAUGCGUGCGUCUGGUAAAGGCGGAUCAGUCACGUGUGCGUGUUUGGCAUCAUGAGUGCAUUCGACUGCAACCGUUUCCCAUGCAGUUGCGUGGCCUACCGCCCGGGAAAAUCGUGUUAACUAUAAUUCGAAUCAACACUGUUUUCACGCUACUCCCUUUGCUCGCUGCCCUCGACGACGAUUACUCUCGUUCGAUUAAAGAAUUUCAUUCAAUCGAAUACAUUUCGAACAAUAAACCCUUCGGAUUCAUUAUUUAACGCGAGUCUCGUGCAUCAGUCCGUCGUAUAUCAAUUUUAUCGGUCAGUAAUAUCGCGGUUUGGUAUAAUAAAACAAUUUUUUACACGUGUCCGCUGAAUUGGAGCGAGAUAAUAAUUUCAAUCCGGAAUUAUCGAUUCGCGUCCGUAAAAGUUCGCUGCAGAAUUACUGCAAUUCGGGAAAAUGAAAAGAAUUCAGUUUCGUUCGUAAAGCGAGCAUAUCGGAUGCAGCUAACCGAAUAAUUAUUUAUAUUUAUUAGAAUAUUACGGUUUCCGUAUUAAAAUCAAAUUCUGUGUACUACAAGUUUCUAGCUAGAGUAAAAGUCGAAAACAAAAUUAACGAAUGAAAUUCCAUAAACGUAAUUUUCGGCCGACAUUUCCCUUGAACUACAGGUUUAAUUCUCGGCUAGGUUUCGUGCAGGAAACUGGUGCACGCUAGAAAUUGGACUACAUUUUUACCUCCUCUGGUUACACUCGAAUUCUCAGCGGUCGUGUCAGUCGACAGUAAGGUGGCGUCGGUCGUAAAAGUUUCACCGUCGGGAGAAAUACGGGCCUCGAAUCCGCAAUUAAAAUCGGUCGAAAUUCCAUCGUCCGACAGACAGGUUGGUCACGACGUACUUAACCGCGUCGGUUGAUUAGAAAGGACAGUGAAUGGGAAGGGUUGAAGAACGAAUAGAAUUCCGUCAGGGGCAUUGAAAGGAGUUUUAUUUUUUAACGAGCGAACUGAGACGGUCGGUGAUCGAUCCGUGUAUUCGCCUCGCAUAAUAGCGGGUGCCCGGAUUCAAUUUGUCCCGACGGUAAGGGAUCCAUCGGUCUCAUCGAUCCGCGAGCGGGACAACGCGUUUCGUCAUCGAAUCGACGCUAUGCGUCCGCGAUUGGACGGAUACGGCUGUUCCGGCACCGUUGAAGGAUCGUCGAGUGGAUCACCGAAUCGACAGGGGAGUGUAGGUUUGCUCCAUUGAGUACCAACGAGAGCCACGGCAACACACUGUUACGCGUUACCGGCGGCGCCGGUUCGGUGUUAAUUAGCAGACAUGUACGCCCACGUGCACGGCGAUAACGGCAUGUGCUGUUAUCUGCCCACCGUGCUCUACCUCGAGCGAUACCAGGCUCAUAGAGCUCUGGAGCUGCUCGAGGAUUAUCACGCGAAGCUGACUAGGCCACAGGACAAGCAGCUGCGAUUGGCCAUUGAACGUGUCAUACGAAUUUUCAAGAGCAGACUGUUCCAGGCGCUGUUGGAUAUUCAAGAGUUUUACGAGCUGACGUUGCUCGACGAGUCAAAAUCGGUGCAGCAGAAAACGGCGGAGACGAUCCGGAUCGCCGACAAAUGGGAAGCCAGCGACGGGCCAAUUACGCCGACCUUCGCCCAGAAUGACGGUGGUCCUGACUUCCCGGUGAACCAGACACUGUCGAACAUUUACGGCCGCAAAUCGGCCAGUCCGGAGGCGCCAGACCACGUAGACGAAACUCAGAAGGGCCGGCACACCGUUGAUUUUGAGGAACGCAUGGUACCGCCGUCUCCACUAAUUGCUAAGAGUGCCCAGCAGCAAGAAGCUAAACUGAAUUCGGUGAUCAUCGACCCUGUACAACAAUUGCCCCUCGUGCACGACGUUACAAAUCGGAGCCAUGACAGUUGGCAAGGACAAGAUGGAGACCAGGCACACACACCCCUCCUUGCGGCUGACACGAGACAUGUCAACGGUGACGAUGAUUGGGAAUACGAGGAGAUCGUGCUGGAGAGGGGUGGCGCUGGACUUGGCUUCAGCAUCGCCGGGGGCACGGACAAUCCACAUUUCGGCAACGACACUGCCAUUUACAUCACGAAACUUAUACCGGGCGGUGCCGCGUCUGCGGACGGCCGCCUCCGCGUCAACGACACGAUACUCCAGGUGAACGACGCGUCUGUAGUCGACGUAGCUCACGCGACUGCCGUCGACGCUCUCAAACGCGCAGGGAACACCGUCAAACUCUAUGUUCGCCGGAGGAGGCACACGCAGCUGGUCGAAAUUGAGCUAAUCAAAGGUAACAAGGGCCUCGGUUUCAGUAUAGCCGGAGGUAUUGGCAAUCAGCAUAUACCAGGCGACAAUGGGAUCUACGUGACGAAAAUUAUGGAAGGCGGUGCUGCGCAAGUGGACGGUCGUCUUGUCGUUGGAGACAAAUUGGUAGCCGUCAGAAACGCUCUGCAGGGCGACAAAAACUUGGAGAAUGUGACGCACGAAGAAGCGGUGGCGACGCUGAAGGCGACUCAGGAUCGCGUGGUCCUACUGGUAGCGAAGCCGGAAACCGGAAUCGUCCCGCCGCCGCCACCCCCGAUGGCCUCGGACAAUUCGCUCUCGCCGCAGCCACGGAAGCAAAAUGGAUCUGUGUCGGCGCUGGAGAACAACUCGACUCUGCCGUAUUCGCAAGAAUCACGUCACGCGUCUUCUCUCGCACUUCACGGAGCGACUACGCCGCGAGCUGUUUCCCAGGAGGACGUAUCACGGGAGGUACGUACUGUCGUACUGAACAAGGGCUCAUCCGGACUCGGUUUCAAUAUCGUCGGUGGCGAAGAUGGCGAGGGAAUUUUCAUUUCCUUCAUCCUAGCCGGAGGUCCUGCCGACCUCAGCGGUGAACUACGCCGUGGCGACCAGAUACUCAGCGUCAAUGGCAUUAAUCUACGGACAGCCACCCAUGAAGAGGCCGCCGCGGCCCUCAAGGGCACCGGGCAAACAGUGACGAUCGUGGUACAGUACAAGCCCGAAGACUACAACAGAUUCGAGGCGAAGAUCCAUGAUCUUAAGCAGCAGAUCUCCCAGCAGAAUUUGAUGACAGGCACCCUCAUGAGGACCUCGCAAAAGAAAUCGCUUUACGUCAGAGCGCUAUUCGACUACGAUCCUAACAAGGACGACGGGCUGCCGAGCCGCGGUUUGGCAUUCCGUUACGGUGAAAUCCUACACGUGACGAACGCCAGCGACGAUGAAUGGUGGCAGGCGAGAAGAGUGACUCCUCAGGGAGAGGAGGAAGGCCUCGGUAUAAUACCGUCGCGCAGACGAUGGGAACGGAAGCAGCGCGCCAGGGACCGUUCCGUCAAGUUUCAAGGCCACAUGCCGGUCAUCCUCGACAAGCAAUCGACGCUGGAUAGGAAGAAGAAGAACUUCUCGUUCAGCAGGAAGUUCCCAUUCAUGAAGAGCAAGGACGACAAAUCCGAGGAUGGUUCGGAUCAGGAACGGUCGCCCACGACACCCGAGAACGAAAACGAUCCUACACCAUUCAUGCUGUGCUACACCCAGGACGACACUAACACCGAAGGGAGUAGAGAAAUUUUAUAUCGCGUCGAACUGCCUUAUAUGGAGGAACUGACGUUAGUUUAUCUGGAACAGGAAGACGAUGUGAAUAAUGAGAUUAGCAGCGAAGAAAACGUGCUGUCCUACGAGGCAGUCCAACAGCUCACCAUACAAUACACCCGGCCCGUCAUUAUCCUCGGUCCUCUCAAGGAUCGUAUCAACGACGACCUCAUCUCGGAGUUCCCCGACAAGUUCGGCAGCUGUGUGCCACAUACGACGAGGAGUAGAAGAGAAUAUGAAGUGGACGGACGGGACUAUCAUUUCGUGGCGUCAAGGGAACAAAUGGAGAGGGAUAUUCAGAACCACUUGUUCAUCGAGGCUGGACAGUAUAAUGACAAUCUUUAUGGAACAUCUGUGGCAUCAGUGCGAGAAGUCGCUGAAAAGGGGAAACAUUGUAUUUUGGACGUGAGCGGAAACGCUAUCAAAAGGUUACAAGUAGCGCAGCUAUACCCCAUUGCGAUCUUCAUUAAACCGAAAUCCGUGGAGUCGGUCAUGGAAAUGAAUAAGAGGAUGACCGAAGAGCAAGCGAAAAAGACGUACGAACGAGCAUUGAAGAUGGAGCAAGAGUUCGGAGAGUACUUUACUGCCGUGGUGCAAGGCGACACUCCGGAGGAGAUUUAUGUAAAAGUGAAGGAGGUGAUCGCUGAGCAGUCAGGCCCGAACAUUUGGGUACCAUGCAGGGACCAGCAACUGUGACGUCCUGCCCCCCACGCUCAGCCCGGCCCGAACGCUUGGACUUUGCCGCCGAGGCGUCAAGCUUAAUAAAAAUUAAUCGAGUCUAAUGCCUUUCCCCGUUCCCAUCCCGUCCCACGUCACUCCACGGCCCACCUUACACCCUCUGCCUACCAAUUAGCACAAUGUCCCAGUUGAGCAGGCGUACACCUCGUCGAAGAAGGACUUCGAGAGCGAGUAGUAAAGCGGAAGACAGCUUGUUUAAGAAUGACUAGAGGAAGAUCAGCUGUUUAACCUGAAGACUGGAUGAGACGACGAGGUAUGAUUUUUGGGAGCGUUUCCCGAGUAUCUAUCAUGCAGGAACUCGCGGAUCAGCGAGAAUUUUAUUAUUCGACGAGAGAUCCGGCACCGCGGAGUAUUUAAAGAAGCGUUUUAAAGAUUCCACCCCGCCGAGAUCGUCAAAUGGGGUGGUUAUGUGUUAUAGUGUUAAAUACCAGAUGUGUUUCGUUGUAAUCCACGAUGUUCGUCAUGCUUUUCGUGAUUGGUUUUUAUCACGAUGUUAAAACGUCGAACGCGAAUACACGGCGAAAGAAGGCAUAGCGCAUUCUCCUGAUUGCAACCGGAAACAUCGUUUUCCAUUGUAUAUCCGCAGAAGGGAAUAAGAGGAGAAGAUAAGACCGCUGUGUAUUUGUUUCGAAAUCGAUUUUAACGCGUUUCGACAAUUCGAGGAACAUCGAGGAGCCGCGUGUGUUUUAUCGGAGGAUUCGCGUCGCGGUUAAUCGACCACGACGCGUUCCGCUGUGUUACGUUGUAUGUGUACAGAGUUUCACGCCGAUCGCUGUUAUAAUAAAUAGAUGCAUAAACUCGGCCGAGGUCGAAGGAACAGUGCGAACGAUAAAACAAAACGUUAAAUAAAUAAAAAAGUAAAAUAAUAGAUGUUUAAGAUAGUUUUCUCGUCGCGGUCGCAAGACGCGCACACAGCACGUUUAGACGUUCAAAGAGAAAGACGAGAGAAUUUUUCCCCACGCGCAAAUCGCGACGGCUACGACGAGCGUGACGGAUGAAUCAAGAGAGAAAUAAUAUAAAAAUGAUUGUAGGAAAGUAGACGCGCGAGGCAGGAAAUGAGUCGGAAUAUAAAAGUAAACGAACAAAGAAAAUGGGAAUUACUUGGCUUCACCGAACACACUAUAUAUGAUCGUAUAGCUUGGUCCGGUUAAUUCUGAGCGAAGUAGCGUGGUAUUUUUUAACGUACUUAAUCGCAAUAAAAAUGGCUGAGGACAGGAGAGAGAUGGAAAUCGAUUAGAUUUGUUGGUCGAAGAGAUGACGAUUCGAAUCCUUGAUCAUGAAUCAAACGAGUAUAAGAGGAAACUAGAAAUGUUGUUCGAGGAAUGAGUGUCUGUUUCUUUUUUUCGCGGAAUCAACCAUAUAUAACAGAUGGCAGAGAAUAAAAAAAUAAGACUCGGACGUAAUAUUUACGAGAACCUCAUGAUUCAUCAAACCUCACACGACAAAUCUCUAGAUGCUAGAAUAGCGAUAUAUAAUGUUUUGUACAGCUAGAUUACUAAGCCAGUACUGGGUUACGUGCAACAUUAUAUAUAUAAAUAUAUAUAUAAAUAGAGAGAAAGAGAGAGAGAGAGAAAGAGAGAGAACGUGAGGUAGAGAUCGAAAGAGGAUGAGUGAAUGUGAGGGAGAAAGAGAACAGAAGACGAGCGUCGAGGGUAGAGAGAAUGAAUGCUAUUGUAAUUUAACAUACCACUAUUAAAUUAUUAUUACAAUAGUAGGUAUAUAAAUAUAUAAUUACUGUAAAUACCUGCAUCCGGGUAAUUGAGAUGGUAUAUGGUGGUAGCGUGAAAGAGGGAGGAGCGGAUUUUAAACGCGAGUUUCGCGAUUUAUAUUUUCGUUUCGAAGGAGGAUUUCGUUUUCUGUGAUUGGUCCGGUUGCCAAUCUGCAGAUAACCGGAUGCGGAUGAAAGAAAACGAAACGGGUUUCAAUAAUGAAACGUCUUUAUCGAUCUUCAAUGUCCACCUAAAACAAACGGCGUUUUUUUCCGCUUAAAGCCGUUUGCACGAAGGCAAUCACAUCUUUUCGGAAUCACAUCACAUACAGGUCGGAAUAUCGGAUAAGAAUUUGUUCGAUGCGAUACAGGAACGGAGAGACUAAAGGAGGGAAAUAAUAAUCGAUCACGCAGUGUGUACUUAUCGGUAAUAAAGGAAGAGCAUGAGGAGCAUAUCGCGUGUCGCGGAAAAGCAUUAAUAGGGCGAUGGGAAAUCGUUCCAUUGGAGCUGGAACCGUAGCUAAAACUGUAUAUCGUCGCAAAGACCAUACGCCUACACUGUUUAAUUUCGCGAUCGUCGGAUCGUCGACCGAUUUCGCGAACCGUUUCGCCCAUCGUUCGGCCCGGACGAGCGAAAGGAGCUGAUGAACAAAUCUUGCGUUCUUUUCUCCUCGUUUUAUUCGUAGGACGUGUUACGCGCGAGAUCGACAUCGGUUGAUUGGGUAUAUUAAUAAUAACAGUAAUAUUAAUAAUAAUAAUUAGCAUGAGUACGCUUUCUACGAGCUAUUUUUCCUACGACAGAUCCUGUGUUUAGAGUCGUUUACGCAACAGCCGUCGCACGUAUUAAAGAGAAUAAAAGAAAAAAGAUAAAAAAAGCAGAAACUGUAUUAUUGAUAUAGUUGGAGAGGAUGAGUGACGAGAAUCAUUGUCGUAAUUAAAAUGAAUAAAAAAUAUUGUCGCACAGUUUGUGCCUGAAGACAGAGAUGCAUGUGCGUGCGUGCGUGCGUGCGUGCGCGUGUGUGUGUAUGUAUGUAUGUAUGUAUGUAUGUAUGUAUGUAUGAAUAAAAAGAGACAACUGGUGAUCAGACUCCACCAGAAAUCGAUAAGAAUCAUGGAAAAUGAGAGUAAAGAAAAUAACAAAGGUGACGAAAAAGACGUCUCUCUUGAUGUAAAGGAAACGUAUAAAGAGAAUAAUUACUACAGACACUUAUUAUACACCUCUAUAGUCUAUUUAAUAAUAUUACUUAUUAAAUUGUCAAACUCAUGUUCACCUUGUUUCAUCGUUUUUAAAUAGUUAAUAAACGUUUUACCAAUUUUAAA